Siniperca chuatsi (mandarin fish) is the source of this 2737-nucleotide messenger RNA. RefSeq names its product transmembrane protein 119b (gene tmem119b). The coding region runs from base 838 to 1659 and encodes 273 amino acids. The record is from RefSeq and is a predicted model, not a curated record. The transcript is spliced from 3 exons. Gene Ontology annotation, cellular component: plasma membrane. Lineage: Eukaryota; Metazoa; Chordata; Actinopteri; Centrarchiformes; Sinipercidae. Gene Ontology annotation, biological process: positive regulation of osteoblast differentiation; ossification; positive regulation of osteoblast proliferation.
GUGAGUUUAAUUGCUUGCCUCUAGAGAAAUUUUCCCCUUCUCCUGGAUGUUAGGGGUGUUUUGUCCACACAGGAAACAUUAACCUCUUCCUGCAUUAGCUGGUAACUCUCACAAGCUGCUCUCUGACUCUUUCUGCCCUAGCAGGCCUGCUGUUAGUCAUCAGUGUCAGGCGCUGAGGUUACAGCAAAGGCCAGACUGUCAACCAGAGGCUCCUUCUGCAGAAAUCAUCGAGAAAUAUUUAGAGACCAGAACAUAUGUUGCUGAUGAUGAUGUGUGAGGGUUGGUUCAUGAUGUUUUUGUCAUCUUUAAGUUUUUUUUUUUCAUCCUGCCAGUGUUGUCUUGGCCUUGCACAUCCAGUCAGAUACACAGGAGAGUGGAGGAGAGGUCCCUGCCCCCACAGCACAUUAUAAACUCCUGCCUAACAAGAACAAUCUGGUGUGCAGGCCGGAGAGCUCAGACACUCUUGGGGAAACUGAAGGGGGAGGAGAACAGUGGAGAGGCAGAAGGAGGGAUUUGUCCUCAUGGUUAGCGGCAUCUUUUCUUUUUUUUUUUUUGCACUAUCCAGACAAACCUCCAGCCUGAAAUAUGAAACUGCAAAAGUGGCGUGGCUCGUCGAGCAUUCGCCACUCUUUGCUGUGCUCUCUCACUUCACUUUUUCCAGACUGGUUUCACUCAUCCUCCAGCCGAGGCGAUUCCAACAGAGACACUUCUUCUGCCACAGUUGAUGGUUUUUCCAGAAUCCUCCAAGAGUCUUCCGUCUACUGGAUGAAAAAAUAUUCUCUCCGCUGCAUAAUAAAAAAGCUUUUUAACCUGUUUCCAAGAUCCUGAAGGGAAACAAUGCUCCCGAUGGCCCUUCAUCUGAUUGGUCUGUGUGUGGUGUUUUGCACCAGCAGCAGCUCGGCCACACCUCUACCUCUUUACAGUUCUCUAGAGGGAAGUGCAGGCGAGGAGGAACCAGCUUUCUUUCUGCCCACCAGAAACUGGUCCUCUGAGUACCAAACCACACCUGUUGGCCCCACCCAUGUGGAAACUGAUUUUCUGAGUCAAGUUGUGAACUUUCUGGAGGAGAACAUGCUCCUUUUCCUUGUUUCAGCUACUUUCAUCCUUCUUGUCUUCCUUAUUAUCUGUGGGGCAAUUUUCAUGAGCCGCAGGCGAAAAGUCAAUGCCUACUACCCUUCCUCCUUCCCCUCAAAAAUGUAUGUAGACCUCAGGGACAAAACCGGAGGUACUAAACCCUUUAAUGAAGUGCCAGAAAAACCUGCUCCUGAGCAGGAAAGUGAGCCAGUGGACUCUCAUAAGCAGCUCCAGGCAGACAUUAUGAGGGCUGCCAAGAGCCUCCGCACACCAAAUAAAUGUGUUGAUGCUGCAGAGGGAAGUGACCCCAGUGGGAAAGUAGCAGACCACAGUCCUGAGGACAGCUCCAAUCCAGAUGGCAGCAUCCUGGACCAGCACCUACCAACUCUCCCUGAGGAAAAGGAGCUGUGUGAGCUUUCUGACAGUGAAGCAGCUGCAGCAGCAGGUGGCCCUGAUCUGCAUCCUCCAGAGGAAGAUGAUUCACGGGAGCCUCUGACUGGCAGGAGUCUGCGGCCCUCCUCUCUGCAUAUUCAUAAUGACUCUGCCACACUUCAGCUGAUCGCAGGAGAGAAAACUGCCUUCUAACUAUUCUGAACACUGACCUGAAUAUAUUUUUUUAAUGCUUUGAAUCAAUGAGUGGCAAUUUGUCCACUGAAGCUUUUCAAGCAUUUCUACAAGUUUAUAAAGGGAAAUGCAGAAAAGCUGCUAAAUUACAAUCACCUUUUUUUGCAAUAUAUUAUGUUUAUAUUGAGUGCAGGGAAGAUACAUGCAGCAGCCUGUUGCUUUGCCUGGAUAUAUCAUUCAAGCCAUAUUAUAAACAUUUCUUAUAGAGUAACAUCAUUAACAUCUGGUACAAGACAUUUCUUUUUAUGGGGAUAUCUGAAAUUUUGCUUAGUGUGUCCAAUCCUUAAACUAUCCUGUAUAGGGGCCACUUCAGUAAACUUUGUGUGGUAUGGUCCCAAAUACUUUGCACUUCUGCGCAAAACACUGAGUAUUGACAAUGUUUUACAGAUCAGUAUUUGAAUGUUUAAAAUGAGUCAAGUAUAGCAAACCACUGCCUGAGAGAAGUUUUGAUUUACAUGCAAGCACAGUAAAAUCCAGAUUAACAGCAGACCUCCUCAAUUAGAUCUUUUUCAUAGCAGACUUUUGGACACUAUAGCAGUAAGUGCACACAGGUGUAAUUAAUAGCAUUGAUAACGACUGCAUUUCAUUUAGGUGGGCCAGUUACACCGCUAUGACAGCGUGAUUGUAGAUCACUGAAAUGCUUUACAUGGACACUUAAAUUAUCUGAGCUAUCAUUAAUGAAAUGAGUUACACCUGUGCAUUUCCAUUUAUGACGGUAAAAAGGUCUAAUAUUCAGGCUGCUCAAAGUAAUAAAUUGCACUCGAAACAAAAUAUGAUUCAGGAUACUUUUAUUGCGGACUGUCAAGAAAGCAUUACUAAAUAAUUAUAAAUUACACUUCAAACGAAUGGACCCUUUCAUUGUUUCAAGCCACUUUGCUUCAUUGCAUAUCAAAACGUCAGUGCUUCGGGGUGCAGAUAGGAUACAGCGGUUAGCUUUAAUCAAUAUCUCCAUACCACCAUUCAAAAUAAACACUCCUCAAGUACGAAAUCUUAAAAUAGAACACAAUCUCAAAAAUAAGGCUCAACUUUGUACCAACCU